Molecule: messenger RNA, 4212 nt
Organism: Lepus europaeus (European hare)
Lineage: Eukaryota; Metazoa; Chordata; Mammalia; Lagomorpha; Leporidae
Gene: STARD4
Product: StAR related lipid transfer domain containing 4
Exons: 7
Coding region: 309-980 (223 amino acids)
Biological process (GO): cholesterol transport involved in cholesterol storage; intracellular cholesterol transport; cholesterol import
Cellular component (GO): endoplasmic reticulum; cytosol
Molecular function (GO): cholesterol transfer activity; cholesterol binding
Source: RefSeq, a predicted model, not a curated record
GUUCCGGACGGCGGCUCUGGGCGGUUGGGUGUUCCCGCGGUCGCCGGCGUGGCCUCCUCUCCCGCAGCUCGUCAGAUAGACAGUGAGAGAGAGAGAGAGAGAAAGGUCUUCCUUCCGUUGGUUCACUCCCCAAAUGGCCGCUCCGGCUGGCGCUGCGCCGAUCUGAAGCCAAGAGCCAGGUGCCCCCUCCUGGUUUCCCAUGCAGGUGCAGGGGCCCAAGCACUUGAACCAUCCUCCACUGCCUUCCCUGGCCACAGCAGAGAGCUGGACUGGAAGAGGAGCAGCUGGGACUAGAACCUGGUGCCCAUAUGGGAUGCUGGUGCUGCAGACGGAGGAUUAACCAAAGAGAGCAAAUGGAAAGCCUGGCUGAUGCUGCUGCCUUUUCGACUAAACUUAAAAACACUCUCAUCCAGUACCACAGCAUUGACAGUGAUCAGUGGCGUGUUGUGAAGAAAACGAAAGAUGUAACAGUUUGGAGAAAGCCCUCAGAAGAAUUUAAUGGAUAUCUCUACAAAGCCCAAGGUGUUAUAGAUGACAUUGUCAAUACCGUAGUCGACCAUAUCCGUCCGGGGCCCUGUCGCUUGGAUUGGGAUAGUUUAAUGACUUCACUGGAUAUUUUGAAGCACUUUGAAGAGAACUGCUGUGUGAUGCGCUACACGACUGCCGGCCAGCUUUGGAACAUCAUUUCUCCUAGAGAGUUUGUGGAUUUCUCCUACACCGUGGGCUAUAAGGAAGGACUUUUAUCAUGUGGGAUAAGUCUUGACUGGAGUGAAAAGAGACCAGAAUUUGUUCGUGGCUAUAACCAUCCUUGUGGCUGGUUUUGUGUUCCACUUAAGGAGAAUCCACACCAGAGUCUGCUGACGGGCUACAUUCAGACAGACCUGCGUGGGAUGGUUCCUCAGUCUGCGGUGGACACAGCCAUGGCAGGCACGCUCACCAACUUCUAUGGAGACUUACGGAAAGCCCUGCGGAAUCCAUAGCAGGUUCAUGUGUGUGCUGCCAUGAUCCCUCCCGCCCCCUCCCCCCAACCCCGUGCCCCGUGUUGCUCUUUGUCUCAGCUGCAGGGCCUGUAAAAAUCUGCAUAGCCUGUAGGCACAUUGGAGAUGUUUUCGGUAGUGAAGACUGUAUUCCUAAAGUGAACAGCCAUCUAGGAGAGGGCACUGUGACUUUCUCGGCUAAUUGUGUAUCGAUUGGCUGACAGUGUGUCUAGGGAUGGAGAGUGACAGGAGUACACACGCUGGAGAUGUGGUUGACCACUCUUAAGGGACUGACAUUAGAGACAGCACAAGCUUCAUCAUGUUAGCUUAAAGUCGUCUGUGUUAGAGGCUUAUGAACAUUUUGCCAACUUUUGUUUUUGAAGUUAAGUAUCAGGGUUUUACUUUUGGUAGCACCAAGUCUGCCCAUAUCUUAGACAAAGGAGAAAGGCACUUCUCUGUAUUUUAUAAAGGUUAUCUUGGUGAUUGACUUUUGCACUACUGUGGAUUGACUUUUACUGCUUUGUUUUGAAAAGACCAAAAAUGAGAAAGAUACCAAAUGAGAAGGUAUCAGAUAACUGCAGGUACAAUUAAAAUGCAAUUUAGUUUUGAUAACUGUAUAGCAAUUUUUAAGGAUAUAUUUUAAAAUUGUUUUUAUAUGCAUCUGUCUUAAACCAUUUAUGCAUGAAUAUUAUAAUCCAAAGAAGCCGCCAGGUGUGCCCUGGAGACAGCACAUUGGCUGCAGGGCUCUGAGGUGGCCGCAGGUACCAACGGUCAUCCCUAGAGUCUUGGUCAGCAGAGGCUCCGUGCGUGCUCAUCUCAGAUUGCAUCGUGGGUAAUCCCAGUUGUCAUGGCACUUCAGUCUGGAACUGUAACAUGUGCCUAGCUGGCCUUUGAUAAUUGUGACUUGAAUGGGCUGUACGGGGCUCCCUGGCUUCCUUGAAUGGACAUUCCAGGUGAUUCCUUGGCUUUUGAACUGCUGCCCACCUUGUGGUUUAUUUCUAAAAUGAGGAACUCAGUGCAUGUUAACAGUCUUUGUGUAUGAACACAUGCAUCAGGGAAUGUCCGCAUUCAGUGGCACUGCUUCCACUGCCUCACUGAUGUUUGGAGAUAAAGUGAGCCUUGGAAAUGGGAGGGAGCUUGGGCAAGUUCCUGGCAAACUCACAUUCUCCUUGUAUGGAUGUGCUGGACCAGCCCCAGUGCAUGAUGGUCCGGGGUAUGUUCUGCUCCAUUCUGUUCUUCUGGUGAAAAUAAGUCAGUUCUUUAGACCCAUUCUGAGAAAGUGGAACUUUUUUUGGCUACUGAAUAUGCAGGUGUUCUAACGAUUGUCUUAAGGACUAUUCUGGUUUUUGGAUUGAAAAAUAAUGUAACAUCUGACAGAAGCAAUGCAGAAAGGAAUCUGUAGGUUUAUUGACCACCAGUAUCCCUUUCUAAAUUGAGUAACUUCUUUUCUGCAAUGGGGAAAAAAUUUAGCAGUUUACUUUUCAGUUUCCUUUGGAAAUUGCUAAAUGUAAGCUUUGGUUUUCUGUUUUCCUGCCUGCGUUUUUGUCAGUGUACAGUAGGAGGUCUCUUAUGGUUUGUCUGUCUUGGGAGAUUCCUGGGUGCAGAGAAACUCCACAGCUAAUCUGGGGUUCUGUUGUCCUUAUCUCCUAUACCACUGAGUGUUAGUAUUACAAUGAAAAUUCACCAUGGGUUAAUAUCAAGUCAUGUGACACAUCAAACAGGAUUGUAUUUCAGUCACCUAACAUAUCUAGCUUCCAGGUGGCACUUUAGAUUUACUGGGCUGUAGCUCUACUUUUCUCAAAAAUAGCUUUAUUGAGAUAUAAUUUACAAAUAUUCAGUUUACCCAUUGGAAGUCUAUAAUUGUGACUUUUUCUUCUUUUUAGAAGUGUGGCUGUCACCACAGUUCAGUUUUAGAAUCUUUCUAUCACCCAGAAAUCCCCUUUGCCUGCUAUAGACCCACACCUAAUGACUGUUCAUCACGGUUGCCAGGGCAGAUGGGAACAUGGCUAUGUUAAGAUUUGGUUUUAAGCGAAGUGUGUGUUGUUUUAAGCUCAGGAGCUGUGUGAAAAUGCAUUGAAUGUUCAUCUCAAAUACCAUAAUGAUAAAUUCAUCCAUGUGGGUUGGGAUUGAUAUAAACAUAAUUGAGUCUGCUAUGUAGGCAUGGUGAUGAGACAGAUGUAUAAUUUUCUACAGCUAUGCAGAAAAUAGCCAAAAUUUUAAUAAUAUUUAUUUUACUCAGUAUAUCCAAAAUAGUUCUAGUUGGUGUACCAAACUGCUCAGAUGCUCCUAGUCUUCCAUUUCACUGACAGGGAUUCGCCCCAGUGUGAGUGCCAGCGGCUACUCGCCUGAAAAGCAGUUCCAAAGUACAAGACUCCUGACUUGUCCUGCUCUGAGAUGAAGGAGACAACUUCAUGGAGUUACUUUCUCAAGGAGAGCGCCUAUAGUGCUUGCUAAAUAGGAUGUCUGACUGUUAGGAAUAUAUCGUUAGUAUUUACCAGGGCUUAGGCUGCGUCAGAAAUGUGUUGGAAAUAUUUGCCUAGUGCUAUGUUAGUACAUAGUACCUACUUUAACAUACAAGAAAGAGACUCAAGUGACUCUUGAAUAAAAUGUGUUAACUCGAAUAGUAGCAAAAAUGCGAACUGAAUAUUCUAGUUAUAAAAUGCUGGAGAUCAGAGAUGUUAGACAUCUCUUCAGUGCUCGGGAAGUUGGAUGUACUUGAAACUGCAGAUUGCUGUGUGGCGUCACGUGAUAUCCCACUCACUAGAACUGUUUCCUCCCCAUGUCUUUUUCUAAUGGGAGGACAUUUUACCGACUCAGGCUGCAAACUCUAACUACAAGACUGGAAACCCUGCAUCCUUUAUGCCAGAACACUCCCCCCCCGAAUGCACAUGGAAGCUCUGGCUGCUCUUAGAUCAGGAGCUGAAAUCCAGUUUCCUGUGAUGUAUUGGAUUCCAGAGGUGCCUCAGGGACUGCGAACCCCUGUGUUCAGUGUCGCUGGGAGGCUGGCCUGAGCAUAGGACAUUGUAACUCCGUCAUUACUCUGUUGUCUCUAUAGUUAAGUGUGAAAACCAUCUCUGGCAAUUCAGUGAAAGCUGUACAAUACAUAGAUUUUAAGAAGUCUAUCAUUCUUUUAUGAUCUAAUAAAUUAUAUUUAGAGCAUGAAUUAGUAUGAAAAUGUUUUUAAGGGGCCAUGAAAUGUAUCUGAAUAAAAAUUUCUAGACACUUUUAUAAUUGA